Messenger RNA from Phytophthora sojae, 684 nucleotides. RefSeq names its product necrosis inducing-like protein NPP1 type. The record is from RefSeq and is a predicted model, not a curated record. The coding region runs from base 1 to 684 and encodes 227 amino acids. The transcript has 2 exons. Lineage: Eukaryota; Oomycota; Peronosporomycetes; Peronosporales; Peronosporaceae.
AUGAACCUCCGCGCCUUCCUCGCUGCUGCAGCCGCCUCACUCGUCAUGGUCGAAGCCGAGAUCAAAUGGAUCGACCACGACCAAGUGCAGUCGUUCCCGCAGCCUGAGCCAGUCACCGAUUUCGAGAAGUUCGCCGUCAAGUACAAGCCUCAGCUCCACAUCUCGAAUGGAUGCCACCCGUACCCUGCGGUGCAGGCCGAUGUGUACUCGCGCUCCGACUGGUACAGGGGCAAAUGGACCAUCAUGUACGCCUGGUACUUCCCCAAGGGCCGAGCGUGCAAAGACGACUUCAAGACCGGCCACCGUCACUUCUGGGAGGACGUGGUCGUCUGGGUGGACAAUCCGAACCCGGACAACUCGACCCUCCUCGGAGUCCCGAUGUAUGCUGGCCACAGACAUAUUAAAGUAGUCCCGGUGGACGAGAAGUAUUUGAAAGACGGGAAGACGGUCAAGUUCGGCUCGUACAAGUCUUUGGGUGCUCAGGUUGUUGGGCUGACGGAGGAUUACGGCGAGAUCCAGGAUCUCAUCACGUGGGAGCAGCUCACGGUGGAGGCCCGGACGGCGCUGAGCGAGGCCAACUUUCACGUCGACGGGGGUGUGAGGGAGGUCGUGGUGCCGAUCAAGGACGGCCAGUUUGAGAAAACCCUCGAAAGUGCCUAUCCAGCUGACUUCGACCGGAAGUAG